This is a messenger RNA of Rhipicephalus microplus (southern cattle tick), 1620 nucleotides long. Its product is annotated as popeye domain-containing protein 3. The record is from RefSeq and is a predicted model, not a curated record. Gene Ontology annotation, biological process: regulation of membrane potential; heart development; striated muscle cell differentiation. Gene Ontology annotation, cellular component: sarcolemma. Gene Ontology annotation, molecular function: cAMP binding. NCBI's taxonomy places the organism in Eukaryota, Metazoa, Arthropoda, Arachnida, Ixodida, Ixodidae.
AUAAUAGUUGUUUAAUUAAAAAAGAGAGAGAUCAAGUGUUGUUAAAAUAGCGCACUGAAAUAAGGACUCAAGCUGUAAAGGUUCGUGAUCAUAUAAAGUUUAGUUUUACGAGCUGGCUACGUAAUGCAGGGAAGAUCGAUGUGUAUGAGCUCAUCGGUGUUUGCAAGGUCGCCAUGUGCGAACAUAUGUUUUGGUUGUUACUUGUCCCGAAUAACUGUACUUCGCAAGGAUGAGGUGCCUGGCAUUGCAACUGAAUGAAUGGAUUUACUGCUCAUAAGUUCGCCCGUUCAUCGUUGGCGAAGACGGUCAUGAUAUCCAAUGCAACCAGCCAGACCUACACCAUGCGCAACAUUUCCCUCCCGGGAUUUUUCGGAGACACAACAUGUGAUGUUUGGAAACAACCGCAACACGUGUUGUUUCAGCUGGCUAACACCUGCUUCUGCGUGUCCUAUCUGGCGCCCAAUGGUCGUUACGGGAUAUUGUUUUUACACGCCCUUCUCAUUUUAGGCUUUCUGCUCAAUUCCACAUGGGCUUGGAACGUUAUAUGUGCUCCAGACAUGUUCUCUUGGAGCUUCAGUUUCAUGAUACUCAACAUGGCACAAACCAUGUUCCUUCUCUACACCAUGAGGCAGGUCAAGUUUCCAAGGGAAUUGGAAGAUAUAUAUGUCCUCAUGUUCCAGCCUCUGCAAGUACCACGACUGCUGUUCAAAAAAUUGGUGAGCUUGGAGUAUGCCCAAAUAUGUAACCUUCAUGCUGGCGAAGCUUAUGCCAUGCAAAACUUGACAAAGACUGAUCGCUUGGGACUCUUGAUUGCUGGAAAGGUCAGUGUACUGACAGAUCAUCAUUUUUUACACUAUAUACAUCCCCGUGAGUUCUUGGAUUCACCUGAAUUUGAGUCUACCCGGUCUGGCGUUGAUGACAAAUUUAAGGUGUCAAUCCUGGCUGUGACUCCUUGCCGAUACCUGUUCUGGCAACGUUCCAACCUGGAGUACUUGCUCAUCAAGGAACCUCAGCUGGCUACUGUGGUGUCGCUGCUCAUCGCUAGGGACAUCACCUCCAAACUGUAUGCUAUGAAUGAAAAGAUUGUUACGGAGAAGGGUUCACAUUUAGAUAUUCGCCUUCCGAGUGUGACUGGUUCAAUGACUUAUCGGGGACAACUAUCGUCAUCAAGUCAAGCAAACUCUAUCACCUGUUCUUUGAAUGCUUACAAGUACAAUGAAGUAUACACCAGUCAACAGACACUUGUGCGAGAAACGAAGAAAAGACUGAGAAGAUCACGCAAAUGGAAAGCAUCCUCUGAAUAAGAGUGACAUUCCUGAUGUCCAUACUUGGUCGAGAAAGAUGUUAUGCUUACUAGGUUGAAGACGUGGUAAAAGAAAAAAAACUAAGAAAAUGUUCUCUGUGAUUUUUUUAAUUUUGCCCUUGUGGUACACAUUCAAGUACAUAAUUCAAGUACAUGUAGUAGUAUAUAGCCAAAUCUGCUCGCCAAAAAUUUUACUGUUGAACAACAAUGGCUAUCGUCUGCUCUGUGAUGGUUCUGACAUUGAGUUUUGUUCUAGUCAUUUUGCUGGUCUUUUACGAUCGGAUUUUGUGAGAAAUAAAAAUGGUGAUAAAGAUUUU